This is a messenger RNA of Penicillium riverlandense, 3282 nucleotides long. RefSeq names its product Vacuolar protein sorting-associated protein 54. Gene Ontology annotation, biological process: retrograde transport, endosome to Golgi; Golgi to vacuole transport. Bases 1 to 3282 code for a protein of 1093 amino acids. Gene Ontology annotation, cellular component: GARP complex. Lineage: Eukaryota; Fungi; Ascomycota; Eurotiomycetes; Eurotiales; Aspergillaceae. The record is from RefSeq and is a predicted model, not a curated record. Gene Ontology annotation, molecular function: syntaxin binding. The transcript is spliced from 3 exons.
AUGUCGCCAACCAGCCCGCGGAAGUCAAUCGACAGCCUGGCGUCUGGGGCGUCAACGCCAUCGCUGUCUCACACUCCGACAGCCCAGCUCGAGUCUCCGCGCAUCCCGCCGCAACGAUACCCCCUGAGGCGGGGAUCAACUGCCAGCUCCAUUGUGAGCAUUGGAGGCGUCCUAGACUCUUCACUCAAUAAUGGCUCAAUCGCGGAGUCCGAGCAGAAUGCCAUUUCGACCCUCCUCCAACCCCCGAUCGUCCGCACCGGUUUGAUGCCCCAUAAUUCCGCGCCAUCGAUGGGAUAUAAGCCACCGUCUUCUCGCGACAUCCCCCCAGUCACCCUGACCAACAUCUCCCACGUGGACUCGAAAGCCUUCCAACCGUAUCUCUCGCAGGUGGGCUCGCUGUACGAUGUUUUCCAACAAGCAAAGGAAGGCUCCGCAGAGGAAACAACUUUGGCGCGGGGAGCUAAAUCCCCGAAACCGGAGGAUGUUGGCUCGUUAAUGCCUUGGUCGCCGGAGCGAAGGUCUUCAUUAAUGUCGGUUUCCUCACGUCCGAGCUCACCAUAUGACCGAGGGGGGCGACGCACAUCAAGCGGCAGUGGCCGCGGCCGCGGCCCUGCAGUGACUCCUCUAUCGACAAUUCCCCCUCUCUACUUUGAGGAGGAUUUUCGUCUGGAGAACCCUCGCACGUUUGACGUGGUCUCCGAGAAGUCAGACGUGGUGCGACCACCAAGGCCCCCGACUAAAGAUGAGAAGCAUGCAAACGGAUCUGUUGUGGAGCCCGCCCAAACUGGCAGGAAAGCGCUAGCGACCAAUGCCAUUCUGCAGGAGAAGCUCUCAUGGUACAUGGAUACCGUGGAGAUCCACCUCAUUUCCUCAAUCUCGACGGCAUCAAAAUCCUUCUUUACUGCGUUGGGCUCGCUCCGAGAAUUGCACGCAGAAGCGGCUGAUUCGGUGAAACGUAUCCAAGUCCUGAGAAAGGAUCUGCAGAAAAUCGACAAGGAAAUGGCACUGGGCGGACUCAAGAUCGUCAACCUUCGACGGCGACGAGAGAAUGUGCGAAUGUUGGCAGCCGCCGUGGCGCAGCUGCGAGAUGUAGUGGAAUCGGUCUCCCGCUGCGAGGACCUAGUUGAGCAAGGAGAGAUUGAACAAGCUGCUGACGGCCUCGAGGAGGUUGAGAAGUUAAUGUCUGGCGAAAAGGUGUCCGAUCAGCUUGCUGGAGACGUCGAGGACCCUGACAUUCCACGGCGGCGUAUUGAUCUCCGAGGAAUCAAGGCUCUGGAGGGAGCAUCGGACGACCUUGACACACUGCGGCAACGCAUUGGCAUAGGGUAUGAGACCCGAUUUUUGGAUGAUCUUCUGGGCGAUUUGCGACAACACGUCCAGCAUGUGGCGUCCGACGUGACCUUGCAACGCUGGGGAGCUUCGUUCCAACGGCAACGGGGCUUGCACCGCGCUGCAGCUUCGAUUUCUCCUGCCUACAUGAAUUUCGAUAAGGAGCUGCGAUCCCGAUUGCAUACACACCUGAAUGGGCUUGCGCGUGCGCGUUACACCACGCCGGCCGCUACCUCGUUCAAAACUGCAGUGCUGCGCGAGAUGAAGGCACUUAUUCGCAAACACCUGCCCAGCUCUAGCGACGACGAUACCGAGUCCAUGAGAUCGAUGGUGUCGGUAUCUACGCAAGGUGGUAGCCGACAACAAAGCCAGCAGGAAAAGUCAAGCAUUCUUGCACGUAACCUCCGCGCCCUUGAUGCCGAUGAUGCUUAUGCGAUGCUGGUCGGUGUCUAUUCGGGUAUCAGCGAGGCCCUCAGGCGACUCAGUGUUCAAGUCAAGAUCCUUCUUGAUAUUGCCAGCGGCCUUGGAGAACCAACCACGCCUAAUAUCAAGUCGCCGCCCCGAAGUCCUAACACUCAGAGCAUUGAUCAAAACGUGAAGUUUCCAGAGCCUGGGUCAGCGGCUUCGGCUAUGGCCCAAGAUGAGAUCUUGCAGGUUUUGGACAUGUCAAGUCUUCUUGGCCAAGCGGUAGACAUUGCCCAAUCCCAAAUUACAAAGGUGUUGAAAGUUCGGUCGGAACAAACUGCCCAACUUUCGAAGGAGGAAUUCCUGAGAUACUUCACACUCAAUCGCCUCUUUGCAGACGAAUGCGAGGCAAUCUCCGGACGAAGUGGUACGGCACUGAAGACCAUUGUGGGAAACCAGAUCAAGGAUUUCAUCAGUCGAUUUGGAGAAGGCCAAAGACAUCGUAUUGUCAAAGUCAUGGAUGCAGACCGGUGGGACGCGCGAGACUUUGGAGAUUCCGAAACCACCAUCUUGACCCGGAUCCUGGAUGCAAGCACCAAAGAUAUCGACGCGUGGACUGGUAUCUCCAAGAUCUGGCUUCCCGGCAGCGAGAACGGUUCAGUGCCUACAGUUGAAGUAGAUGCAACAACGAACGGAUCUAGCAAGGAGAAGAUCCGCAGUGCUGUGAUCGACGAGCAGAAGUACAUACUGCCUGACUCGGCUAUGGCGAUCAUGCGCAGCAUCGAAGAGUUCGAGUAUCUCAUGGCGAACAUCCCCAACAUGAUCCAGGAGAUCGCCCCGCAACUACUGGAGAUUCUCAAGCUUUUCAACUCGCGAUCUUCCCAGCUAAUUCUCGGUGCCGGCGCCACGCGCAGCGCUGGCCUAAAGAAUAUCACAACGAAGCAUCUCGCCUUGUCUUCGCAGGCAUUAAGCUUUGUCAUCGCGCUCGUGCCAUAUGUGCGCGAGUUCGUCCGUCGUCAUGGGCAGGCAAACCACAUGAUGGCCGAAUUUGACAAGGUCAAGCGACUGUGUCAGGACCACCAGACCGGCAUCCACGAGAAGUUGGUGGAUAUCAUGAGCUCACGCUCUACAGUCCACGUCACCGCCAUGAAGAAGAUCGACUGGGAUUCCAGCGGCACGUCCACUGCCGUUCACCCUUACAUGGAGACUCUGGCCAAGGAGACGGGCACCUUGCAUCGUGUUUUGAGUAAACACCUUCCUGACAUGAGCGUCGAGAUGAUCAUGGGACCAGUCUUCAACAGCUAUCGGGAGCAAUGGACCCAAGCCUUUGAGGACGCGAGCGUCGAGACAGAAGCCGGCAAAAAGAGGAUGCAAACCGAUGUUGAGCACUUCCGAAGCAAGCUGGGCAAGAUCAGCGGCGCUGGCGAUCUUGGCGACCAGCUUCUCGAGCUCGUCAAUGCAAAGACAAUUGCUUCCGGCGAGUCUGAGAAGUCUGAGCCGGCAAGCGAGAAACCAGAGGAGGGCUCCAAAUCACCGGAGUCUUCAUAA